AUGAUUAAUAUUAUCUUCAAAGAUUUUAAGAAGGAGAAAAUUUCACUUGAAUUGGAUCCUAGUUCUAGUGUUAAAGAUGCAAAGGUGAGACUGGCCACUGAGAAAAGCUGUGAAGAAUCUCAAAUUAAAUUGAUUUAUUCCGGUAAAGUUUUGCAAGAUGCUAAAAAUUUACAAGAAUCUGGAUUAAAAGAUGGUGAUCAAGUUAUCUUUAUGAUUUCUAAAAAGAAGGCAGCAACUCCAUCAGCAGCAGCAGCAACUCCUGCAAGUGCAAGUGUUACAGAACCAUCACAAUCGGCAACGACUAAUACUGAAACGCAGGCUGCUGGCAGUGCUGCUGAAACCACAGCUACAGCUCCUGCUCAACCUUCAACGACACAAGCACCUGUCUCUACUCCAGACUUUGUAGUGGGACAACAACGUAAUGAAACCGUUGAUCGUAUUAUGGAAAUGGGUUAUGAACGUGAUCAAGUGGAAAGAGCCCUUAGAGCUGCGUUCAACAAUCCUGACAGGGCUGUUGAAUACCUUUUAAUGGGCAUUCCUGAAAAUUUACAACGUGCUGGUGCUCGACAGCAACAACCUGAACAACAGGCUCAACAAGAAUCACAACCACAACAGGAAUCUCAACCGCAACAGGCUACUGAACCUCAAGAAGGUGAAGAUUUGUUUGCACAGGCAGAACAACGUACACAGGGUAACACAGCAUCUGCAGAAGGUGCAGCUGCCGCUGAUGGUGCACAAGGUGGUGUUCCAGGUUCUAUAGGCUUAACAAUGGAAGAUCUAUUAGCUCUAAGGCAAGUUGUUUCAGGAAAUCCGGAGGCAUUGGCUCCUCUAUUAGAAUCUCUAAGUUCCCGUUAUCCACAACUUCGUGAACAAAUUAUGUCGAAUCCUGAAGUAUUCGUUUCCAUGCUGUUAGAAGCUGUUGGUGAUAAUUUACAAGACGCCAUGACUGAUUUGGAAACGGGUGAUGAUCCUGAAGGUGCUGCAGCUGCCGCAGAAGGCGCAUUCCAAGUUGAACUCACUGAAAGUGAUGAACAAGCCAUAACACGUCUUUGUGAAUUAGGUUUUGAACGUGCCGUGGCAAUUCAAGUUUACUUUGCCUGUGGUAAAAAUGAAGAAAUUGCUGCAAAUAUGCUUUUGAACGAUUACGUCGAUUGA
Molecule: messenger RNA, 1155 nt
Organism: Zygosaccharomyces rouxii
Lineage: Eukaryota; Fungi; Ascomycota; Saccharomycetes; Saccharomycetales; Saccharomycetaceae
Gene: RAD23
Product: Rad23p
Exons: 1
Coding region: 1-1155 (384 amino acids)
Biological process (GO): nucleotide-excision repair; proteasome-mediated ubiquitin-dependent protein catabolic process
Cellular component (GO): nucleoplasm; cytosol
Molecular function (GO): ubiquitin binding; damaged DNA binding; polyubiquitin modification-dependent protein binding
Source: RefSeq, a predicted model, not a curated record